Messenger RNA from Entamoeba invadens IP1, 702 nucleotides. Its product is annotated as TATA-box-binding protein, putative. The record is from RefSeq and is a predicted model, not a curated record. NCBI's taxonomy places the organism in Eukaryota, Evosea, Mastigamoebida, Endamoebidae. The transcript has a single exon. Gene Ontology annotation, biological process: DNA-templated transcription initiation. The coding region runs from base 1 to 702 and encodes 233 amino acids. Gene Ontology annotation, molecular function: DNA binding; RNA polymerase II general transcription initiation factor activity.
AUGUCGUUGCCAGACUCACAAUUCUCGCCCUUUAUGAUGGGCAGCACCACGGAUUUCCGUCAACUGAGUCAGAUUGGCACCUCGAUAUACGGUGACCGAUUCUCAACCACAACGGAGUCUCAAGACAGACUAAACAACCCUAACGAGACACACCCAGAAAUUGUGAACGUCGUUUCCACAUUCCAACUCAACCAACAACUUGACCUCCGUAAAAUCGUUCAAAAAGCGCGUAAUGCCGAGUACAACCCAAAGCGUUUUGCUGGCGCAAUAAUGAGAAUAUCAAGUCCAAAAUCAACAGCACUCAUUUUCCAAACUGGAAAGAUUGUGUGCACAGGAACUCGAUCGAUUGAGGAGAGCAAGAUUGCUGCAAAAAAGUACGCAAAAAUCAUAAAGAAAAUCGGGUACAAUGAGGUCCGUUUCUCAAACUUCAACGUUCAGAACAUCGUCGGGUCGUGCGACGUCAAAUUCCAAAUCUCGCUCCGUUCUUUGUAUGACAGCAACACCGAUAUGUGUCAGUACGAACCAGAGGUAUUCCCAGGUCUUGUUUUCAGAAUGACGCAACCAAAAGUAACACUUCUUGUCUUCUCAACCGGAAAGGUUGUGUUGACUGGUGCUAAGGACGACGAAAGUCUGAACACGGCAUACACCAAGAUAUACCCAAUCCUCUUGGCAAACAAGAAAGAGGAAAUAGGAAACCCAUAA